Bactrocera oleae (olive fruit fly) is the source of this 1272-nucleotide messenger RNA. Its product is annotated as putative gustatory receptor 98b. The record is from RefSeq and is a predicted model, not a curated record. Gene Ontology annotation, molecular function: sweet taste receptor activity. NCBI's taxonomy places the organism in Eukaryota, Metazoa, Arthropoda, Insecta, Diptera, Tephritidae. Gene Ontology annotation, biological process: chemosensory behavior; sensory perception of taste; male courtship behavior. Gene Ontology annotation, cellular component: dendrite; axon; neuronal cell body.
AUGCGUCCAGUGAAAUUUGCUGAAUCUGCAUUAUUAACCGUUAUUACACCUUACUUAUGGACAUUAUCAUUAUUCGCUGUCGUGAUGCCACCAUUUUUGAUUUUACGUAGGGCACCAUCCGAUCGGCUUUGGUUGUUCCACCUAUUACGAAUUAUUUUCGCAGCAUAUACACUACUUCAAUUGACUGUUGGCUUUUCGGUGGAGCAUAUAAAGAAUAUCGUGGUCAGUAGCUUUGUGUUGAAAAACUCUUUGGACAACAUGACUCGUAUUUUAUCCAUUGGCAUCAACAUCAUGCAAAUCAUGGUCCAAAUAGUGAUCUAUAUGCAAGCAUUAACUGGACACCAACUAUUACGGAGCAUACUCACGAAAGUAGUGCAACUGGAAUCGGAUAUACGAAAACACUGUACGACUAUGUGUUCGUUGCGUGCCAUUCGUUGGCGGUUCUGUCUACGUAUCGGAAUUUGGUGGUUCAUAGUUUCCUUCUUUCUAUUGCAACUGAGUUAUGCGCUCUCCGACCAAAAUCUGGCGCCGCGUUUUCGUUGGAUCACUGUGGUGUUCAGUUUGUUAUCACAAAUUAAAGUGUUAGAAUAUUGUGUUAGUGUGCUGUUGAUACAGGAAUUGUUACACUUGGUCUAUCAACAGCUGGCAUAUUUGCGGCGAGAACUGGCGCUUUGUGAAAACGUAGAAUUGCGUGGGAGUUUAUAUGUAGAAUUGCAAAGUAAUCAACAGCUACUGGCGCGUGUAUGGCAGUUAUUGAGUGAAGUGGAGAGAUAUUUUUGCAUUCCUAUAUCUUUGGUGUUUUUCUAUCAUGGAUUUACUAUAACACAAACUAUACUUUGGGGUUAUACCAAUUUGGAAUUUGAGGAUUUUAAUUUGCGAUUAUGUCGUAUUGCCUUCACCAUUAUGAUUAUUGCUAGUUUGUUUAUACCCUGCUACUUGAGUCAAUGCUGCAUUGAUGAGUAUAACCGUUUUGGCACUUUACUACACAAACUGAAAACUGUAGGAAUCGACGUAAAUCUGAGUAUGCGUUUACAGGAGUAUUCGUUCCAACUUAUGCAUCAAAAAAUGCUCUUCACUUGCGGUGGUCUAUUCGAUAUAAACUUGAAGAACUUUGGAACGAUAAUCUUGACGAUUACAAUUUACGUCGUUAUAUUGAUUCAGUUCAAACUACAAUCGGUAAAGGAAAGGAGAUCCAGCAUAGAAACAAGUUUUGGUUGAAUUCCUAUUGAACCGUUAAAUGUUACUUUUAAAUUUAAAUAUUUUGUGCAUGAU